Molecule: messenger RNA, 561 nt
Organism: Alternaria burnsii
Lineage: Eukaryota; Fungi; Ascomycota; Dothideomycetes; Pleosporales; Pleosporaceae
Exons: 2
Coding region: 1-561 (186 amino acids)
Source: RefSeq, a predicted model, not a curated record
AUGGCAUCACGCUUUGUCGAAAACCUCGAAGAGGUCCCAAUUAGUCAUCCCCAUCUCAACGUCUCACUGGAUGACAUCCUCGCAGAAGAGAGCCGCAAGAGGUCCUCUUCCCAAUCAUCCGGCAGCUCGGAGACGCGUCGAUCAGGAAGCAGCUCGACACCAAGUCCAACAUCACCCAUCAACACCGAAAGCAAGCUCAAACGGGCUUUUACUAUUGGCAGCAAGAAGGACUUUCUCGACCAAGCGUUGGAAGAGACUAGUCUGUCGCCUGACAAGCGCCGAACCGUCAGUUGUUGUCGCUUAGGUGACGACCGGACGAUUAUUCGGACGUCACUAUCACGACAUUCCAUAGCAUGGUCACUAGCGCCACGCACCGCCCGCGCCCCAUCACUAUCAUCAUCAUCAUCACCAUCAUCAUCAUUACACAGCCACGAUGAGUGUUUUACGAGGGAAUGUCGCGACGGAAAUUAUUGGUUGGAACAUUGGGCAAUCAAGCACCAAACUGUUCAAGGUCAUCUUUCUCGGAAGACAUUUGUUGAUCUCAACGACAACAUACUUUAG